Messenger RNA from Staurois parvus, 334 nucleotides. The record is from the annotation of a GenBank genome assembly. Lineage: Eukaryota; Metazoa; Chordata; Amphibia; Anura; Ranidae.
GACUGCGGACAUAGUACAGGAGAUGACCAGAGACUGCGGACAUAGUACAGGAGAUGACCAGAGACUGCGGACAGUACAGGAGAUGAUCAGAGACUGCGGACAUAGUACAGGAGAUGACCAGAGACUGCGGACAGUACAGGAGAUGACCAGAGACUGCGGACAGUACAGGAGAUGACCAGAGACUGCAGACACAGUACAGAAGAUGACCAGAGACUGCGGACAGUACAGGAGAUGACCAGAGACUGCAGACACAGUACAGAAGAUGACCAGAGACUGCGGACACAGUACAGAAGAUGACCAGAGACUGCGGACACAGUACAGGAGAUGACCAGAG